Pelobates fuscus (common spadefoot toad) is the source of this 411-nucleotide messenger RNA. It is a transcript of the gene CYSRT1, whose product is annotated as cysteine rich tail 1. The coding region runs from base 1 to 411 and encodes 136 amino acids. The transcript has a single exon. The record is from RefSeq and is a predicted model, not a curated record. NCBI's taxonomy places the organism in Eukaryota, Metazoa, Chordata, Amphibia, Anura, Pelobatidae.
AUGACGGAUAAAAAUCUCAAGAAUCCAUACGGCAGCGUUAAUUUACCCCGGGCACAGCUGAAGAGCAGCUUUGUACGGAACACGAUUGGAGAGGAUCUCGAUAGCGUAGUCAUUGCCAAUCCUGCCGUAGUGCCAACGUAUCCCUCCUACACGGUCCAAACACAAGACCGGCCUACCAAUGACAACUCUACAUCCUCCUGGGAAAACAACACAAUUCGCACCCAGGAGUCCUGGAGAAGGCCUCAUAACCCAUAUGGAUCAGAGAAAAGGCAAAAUGGUGGCCACCCAGACGCCAUGUACAACAUUGACUUGGACAAGCGCUACAAGGAAACGGAGGACAAUCCUUGCUGCUGUUACCCCUACUGCAAAUGUUGCCCCUGUUGUAGAAAGUCCUGCUGCGUUGUGUCAUAA